UUUGGUCUGUAAGCCAACAGCUGUGGUUAGGUUACAGAUCCUCCACAGUAUGCAGGCAGAGCCCUGUGUGACGAUGGGAUGCACUCGAUGGAUCUUCGACUGGCUGCCUCUGCCCCAUUAAGAACAUUCCAUCUACUUACUUCGGUACCAGCAUUGCUAAUUUUUAUGAUUGGUUCACUUAGCAUGUAACUUAAUCCACUUUUAGUGCCCACUUUUACCAACUCUGCAUGCGUAGCUACAUUUCCCAAGAGUAGGAGAGGCUCCCCUAGGAACAAACCAAGCCAACCAGCAGCUUCUCUAGCUUGAGCUUAAUAUACCCCCACCUCCCAUUUUAUCCAAACCAUUGGCUGUGGAGGUACUUUUGACCCCUUUUCGGAAUAUGUGGUGGAACAGGCUAAGACGUUGCUUAAAAUAGCUUGUUAUUCGGUUUUUCCUCAAAAGAUAAUUAAAGGCAACUUCUGAGGUGUAGCAGUGACACCCGGGGGACCGGCACCAGCGCGGCACUCAGGAAUAAAGGGGGAGGAGAGGAACCAUUUGGAGGAGCAACAGGUCCUCAUGCCAGACUUCGUUCCAGAUUUUUCUCAACCGGGGCCAGCGAUGAACUUGGAUGUGGGGGUGGCUCUGCUCUCAACGGAGAGGCCCCCUGCACUUACGGACCCCCAGAGACCCACGCCGUCACUCGCCGACCAGGACAAGGUGGCUGGAUCGCCGAAGGACAGGGGUGAGGCAGGAAUUUUCGGACACACAAUGGACCCCUCAUCAGUCUGGGGUGAGCCCUGGGGAAGUGACGUUGGCUUACGGGCAGAACUCCCCUUCACCCCCAGCGUCUCCACAGUGAUCAGCCGGCAUGCCAGCCAGAUGGUUGAGGGUCCCCAGGAGCCCAGGAACCCCCAGUGUCUCCAGGGGCCAGGGGCCAUAGAGGAGAGGGAGGGGGAGGUCUCAGAACGCAGGCAGCAGCAGAAGAAGAAGAAGAAAAGGAGGAUCAGGGACGACAUGUAUGACACGGGUGACGGUCAUAGUUCACUGGAAACUCAGUCUGACCGCACCGCCCCAGUGGACAGCGCUCGCAGGAACCCUCUACGAAGAGAUGGUGGCUGGGAACAUGAAGAGGGAAACAGAAGUGCUACGCGAGUCAAGAAGGGCAAAAACAGGAAGAAGAUCCCCGAAGAAUGGGCCCUUCCCCUAGAGUCUCAGCUGCAGGUGUUGGCAGCAGAACAGACUGCCUUCCCUCUGGCUCCAGAAGAUCUCCCAAACCUGAAGGAACAGCUCCUCUCCUCCACAGAAGCCUCGUCCUUCACACAUGGCCUGGACGAGUAUCCCACUCCCAGCCUGCCUCCCUCCCUUGCUGAGGACCUGCUGUGCCUCACAGGAGGUGUUUCGUCGCCCCCCCCAUUUGCACUGCACCCCAAGGGCACCCCCCCGCCCAUGUCCCCACCUGCGAAUGCCAGUCCUGACCGAGACACUGCCCUGUUUCCUCUGGAAGUGUCUGAUAGUUUCAGCCUGGACACAGCUAGAGACAGCCUCUCCCUUGACUUAGAUCUACUUACUGGAGGCAUGUUUACAUCAUCUCUUCCUGAGGUGGCUCCUCAGACCCCUAACAGCAAACCGGGCUCCACUGAAGAGAGCCAAAAUGAUCUGGCUGAUCAGGGGCCCUUGAAGACCAUUUCUGUCGCAGAGUGGUUGGAGAUGGAGGCCCCCACUCUCCCAAAAGAGACCCCAGCCUCUUACUCAGAUGUCCCCAUGGGUAAAGUAGCCCCCCCUCCAGAUACCACUAAAGACCUCUCCUUCACUCCCCCUGAGGAACUAGAUCACAAGCCCUCCCCUAUCAGAGGAGAACCUGUCCCCAUUCCAGGUCCCCCCAGGGCUCGUACCACCUCCCCGGACCUGAUUCCUCUGUCUUCUCCUGGACAAAUACCUAUGGCCUCUCCGAAGGCACAAGAUGAGUCUCGAUCCCCAGGGCAGAAACUGCCAAAGAAGUCAGGGCCUACCAAGGACCACUCAUCCCCCCCUAGGUUUAAGCGUUCCCCUCCCCAUAGCCCUCCAGCCUUCACCCCCUCCUCCCCCCGCUCCGGGUUGAACCCCGCGGCCCCACCUUUCGUCCCCCGCCUCCCAGAUGCCCCUGUGCCCACGGUGACCUUGGGGAAGGAAAUCAAGAAACGCAUAGAGCAUGCCAAGCAGGAAGAGAAAACAGAAAAUACUAGCAAGCAAGAAACAGUUGAAAAGACAGAGGCCUCACAAAAGUCAGAGAAACUGGAAUCAGUGGAGAAGAAUGGCAAUGUGGAUGAAGGUGAGAAGACCGAGAAGAAUUCUGGGAAACUGGAAGGAGAGCAGAAAGGGGAAGCGGCAAGUCUUGGCAAAAAGGCAGAUAGUGUAAAAGUAAAGAGUACAGUGGAGACAGCAGAAAGAGUGGAAGAGCUGGACAAGAUAGAAAUACUAGAGAAGAAAGAAAAUGUGCCACAUAAGAUGGAAAACAAUAAAGUAGAUAAAACAGAAAAGGUGGAGAUGGAGGAUAAAGUAGAGAAGACGGAAAUGGUGGAGAAGGAAGAUAAAGUAGAGAAGAUGGAAAAGGUGGAGAAUAAGUUAGAAAUGAUGGAGAAGAUGGAUAAUGUAUAUGAAACAGAUAAGGUGGUGAAGGAAGAUAAAAUAGAGAGGGUGGAAAAGGAGAAGUUUGAUAAAGUAGAGAAGAUAGAUAAAGUGGAGGAUAAUGUAAAGCCUGAGAAAAUGGAUAAACUAGAUAAGGGGGGUGAAGUGGGGAAGACAGAAAAGGUGGAGAAGGAGGAUAAAUUAGAGAAGACAGGAAAGGUGGAGGAGGAUAAAGCAGAGAAACUGGAAGAGUUGAAAGUGGAUAAAGAAGAGAAGACAGAAAAGGUGGAGAAGGAGGAUAAAUUAGAGAAGACAGGAAAGGUGGAGGAGGAUAAAGUAGAAAAGGCAGGUGAGGUAGAGAUGAAGAAGAUGGAUAAAGAGGAAGUGAAGGAUAAAACAGAGAAAACUGAAAGCGACAAAGCUGUCGAUAAAGAAGACAGAGCUGUGAAGAUACCAGAACUGAAUGGGCAGCUGGAGAAAACUGAUAAAGAGGACGACAAGUCAGGGAAGUCGGGUGCAAUGGACAAGAAAGAAACAGCAGAGAAAACAGACAGUACCGAGCAAGCAGAAAAAAAAGAAGAGAGCAGGGAGAAGGGCAAAGCCCCCGCUGGAAACAAGGCCACCAGGGGUGUGAAAUCGCCAUCGACUAACGGGAUCGGCGCUGUGCUGAAGAAGGACCUGACUACUCCAGACAAGAAGAUCAAGCCUGCUGUUGGCCCGGGCAAAGUGAGCCCCCCCAAGCCGCGGACGAACUUGCGCAGUACUGGCACCAGCUCCGCCCCCACCUAUAAACGCCCACCCCCCUCUCCCACUUCAUCCUCCAUGGCUCCCAGCAGAAAAAGCCCAUUGCCCAAGACACCUGCCCCCCACACUGCUGGCAAGCGGCCUGUGUCCGCGGCCAGCCGCACCCCCACUGCUACAUCCCAAGAGAAGAAGCUCAAGGAAGAAAAGCGCCCCCUGGUGCCAAAGGACAAUUCUGUGCCCAAGACCAAUUCCUCCACCACAACUUCCGCCAAACCUGCCAGAACCCCCCGGGUGUCCCCAUCCACCACACGGUCCCCUACUGGACCCCUUGCCCCACGACGUUCCUCAGCCACCAAGGCCGAGAACGAAACAGGGGAGGUGAGAAAGCCUAGCAGCCUGAAGAGCACCCCAGCUGACUCCAGACUCAAGAGCGCCCCCAAUCGGAACUCCACCAGUGGCCGUCCCAUCAGGUCCCCAACAACUGCACCCGCCCCCACCCUGCCUGAGAGGAAGCCACCGGUGCCACGUGCCCCCCGGUCCUCUGCAGCCUCCACCACUGCCAAGGCCGCCCCUCGGCUAAGCCCCGCCCCCAACGCCGUGGCCGCCCCCGAUGUCCGCAAAGCCCGUUCUAAGGUCGGCUCCACAGAGAAUGCCAAGCACCAGCCCGGCGGGGGAAAGGUUCAGAUAGUCAACAAAAAGCUGGACUUCAGCCACGUGACGUCGCGCUGUGGCUCCAAGGACAAUAUCAAGCAUGUGCCCGGCGGAGGCAACGUGCAGAUACUCAGCAAGAAACCUGACCUAAGUAAGGUGACAUCAAAGUGUGGCUCCAAAACCAAUAUUAAACACAAGCCAGGGGGCGGUGAUAUGAAGCUAGAGGCCCUUACAGUCCAAGAUAAGGCUCAGGCCAAAGCGGGAUCAACAGACAAUGCUGAGGGGAUGUUGGAAGCUGUCACGCAGGACGUGGCUCCCUCUAGUGGUGCCCCGGUUGCGGUGGACAGGGCUCAGGAGAAUGGUUUGAAAAAGGAGACAACCAGUGGGGGCGAAGGGUUCCGGGGCCCACUGGGACUGGACUCGCGCAUCCCAGAGACAAGCGUGUAGCCCCCUGUGCUGCUGCUGGAUUCCCUCCUCAUCUACCCCCCCUCCCCCCAGUGCUUCCUCCUCCUCUGGUUUCUCACCUCCUCCUUCUCUCUUUCUCUCUUCUGGUUUUCCCGACCUUCCUGCUACAGAUUGAGUCCUGCAGGCUCAGACCCCCCCUUGGGGAUGCCCCGGCUCACUCGGACCAUGGCGUCGGCAUCUCCCUCCCCCUCCCUCACUGGACCUGGCACCCAGAACGCGACGUGCCUGCUACAACCUCCUCUCUCCCACUGGCUUCCUUGGGUCCCCUGCCCCUCUCCCACUGCCCAGUAAGGCAGACAGGCAGGCAGCAAAACAUUGUACCCAUACCUCAUCCCAUCACCUUCCUGCCAUUUUUGGUCAUCACCCACUCCAUUUUAAUCCCACCCUCCUUCCGCAUUCCCUCAUUGGCUAAGUUAGGUAGCCAGGGGUAGGGGUCUCUUAUGGAGAGUCACAUGGGAUUUAAGAUGCCCCUCCUCCUUCAGCUGAGUGACCCUAACCCUGCCCCAUUCCCUGGAACCAUUCAGAGAGGCAUGGUCAGGUCAAUAAUGUUGUCGAAGGGGUCCUUUUACUUCCCGAGACCCCACACCCUCAUGGUGUCGCCCCUAGAGAAGAGCAUGGUUCUUUGCCCUGUAGCAGCUUUGUGUCUUUGUGACAGAGUACCAUCUUGGGCAACACUGUCUUGUUUAUGCCGUUAUUGACCAUCCCAGCCUUCUAUGAAUAUAGUAUGUAGAACAGUGGUUCUCAAACUUUUUACACCGUCUACCACCUUAGAAAACACUAGACUGUCCUCGUACCAUCAUUACAACCGACAUCAUACAUGGAAAUACCUCCAUAUACCACUAUAGGGCACUCCAUAGUUUGAGAACCUCUGGUGUAGAGCAUAAAGAGUAGUCUACUAAAAGUAACUCCAGUAACCCCUUUUAGCGAGCAUGCACAACUGUUGUGUGGUCCCAGCAGCCAUUGUCAUUUUAGGCUGAACUCCCAGCCCCACCUGCAGAUGGGCACCACCCUAGUCCCCCAUCUGCCUCCACUGCGGAACUGUUAGCACCAGCGCAGUGCAUCAAGCUAGACUGAGCAUUCAGUAUAAUCUUAGUACCUUUCCACUCCAGUUUUUGUAAUGGCGUGUUUUAGUAUUCCUCGUCACACGAAGUCCUUUCGUUCCAGUCCGCUUCUCGUAUUAUUAUUCUUAUUGCUGUUGUAAGGCUUUCUAUUUAUUUAUUUUUCAAAGUUCCUGGUGGUUUGCAUUGUCUUUCAAGAGAAUGUCCACGAAGGCCUGGUUUUGGUAGCCGCUGUCCAUAGUGGUUAGUGAUUAUAUCACGAUUUUGUAUUGCACGGUUUAUUUAGUGAAUCCGUCUCAGUACACCGACUUAAUGGGAACCCUUACUUUGGGUUUUCUGUAGCGCUGUAGUGCUUCUCUUGGCCGAGCGGAGAGCUGCCUGGCAACGCUGGGUCCAAGCGAUUCCACGUUGUUAGCUGACUGGCCACGGGUGACAAAAAACUGGCGGCUCCAGUGUUGCCCACGGUGGAGGAAAGAGUGCAGUUGUGCGCUGGCGUUAGCCGAUGUCAUGCGUCAGAAAAGCACUCGUUAUUUGCAGACAGCCUCCUUUGGAUACCAUCAGCUAGGCGUCGGUCUGGGAUGGGUCAGUGACGGAGAGAAGGAUGGCGUGAGAUCACACUUAAGGGUCACAGUGAUGUCAUCUUUGAGAGGCGGUCAGGGGGGCAGGUAGAGCGGAAGUUAUAUUGCGGCAAGGGGGGGCAGUCAGAUUGAAACUGAUACAACUCUAAUUAUGACAGUGGGCAGUAGACUAGGUCAGCUGAUUAAUCGGUGUUAAUCAGGAUUGCUUUGUCCUGUAUUAGCGCAGAAGCAUAGGGACCUCUGUGUUCUAAGAUUUACUAUUAAGUCCUGUUUCUUAAAAACUCAUACCUUAUAUCAUUCACCUUACUUAUUACAUACACUUUUAAUGAUACACUUAAAAUUCUAAUACCAUGUUCUUUUGAGGUUGUCUGUCUGUGCGAGAGGGAGUAUGGCCAUCAGACUGGUUGCUUGUGUGUUUGCGUGUAUCUGUCAACUGUCCCCCUACUUCCCUAUCCCGCCCCUCCAGAAACCUGAUGCUGAAUGAGACAUAACAAAUAUUAUGGCCCCUCUGUCAGAACACGCAGCUUUCUUUGCAUUCAAUGUGAGUGAAGGAUGGUGUGGUGAAAUGCAACGGCAGUAACAAUCAGCACUGAGCUAAUGAACAAAAACGGCGGGAUGUCAUGAGAUCAUCUGUAGUAUCGUGUCAUAACGAAGUUUUAAUGCUUUACGGCAGGGAGAGUCUGUAUAAUACAGAACAACCUGUAUGUACAAUAUGAAGGAAAUCUGAUCGCAAUAAAGUAAAAGUAUGUACAUGUGGUAGUACAGGACUGUAAUAUUAAGUAUUAGUAUGUGGUCAUUCAGUCUGGCAGGCUGUUCCUGCUUUGAGGGUUUGCAUUGUUAUACAUUGUUGCAUUAAAAACAAAUAUUUAAAAUUGAA
Molecule: messenger RNA, 6956 nt
Organism: Brienomyrus brachyistius
Lineage: Eukaryota; Metazoa; Chordata; Actinopteri; Osteoglossiformes; Mormyridae
Product: microtubule-associated protein 4
Exons: 14
Coding region: 556-4425 (1289 amino acids)
Biological process (GO): neuron projection development; microtubule cytoskeleton organization
Cellular component (GO): neuron projection
Molecular function (GO): microtubule binding
Source: RefSeq, a predicted model, not a curated record